AUGACUGAUGCACUAACUUAUUCUUCACAUCAACAACAAAUCAGUGAUAAUCCUUCAAUAUAUUUCAAAAAACAAAACCAACACAAUGAAAAUCAUGAAAAUCCUCGCACACUACGUGAAUUAAUUGAAUAUUUGUAUGAGGCAUUCUCAACGGAUAUGGUUGAUCUUGAUUAUUUACAUACAAUAAUGACAAAUUAUAAAAGUUCUCCAAAAGAUUGGCAACAAUAUGCAAAAUUUAAACAAGAUAGAUAUACACGAAAUUUGGUCGAUGGUGGUAAUGGUAAAUUUAAUCUAAUGUUAUUAUGUUGGUCAGAAGGUCAAGGUUCAUCAAUUCAUGAUCAUACAAAUUCACAUUGCUUUAUGAAAUGUUUAGAUGGAAAAUUAGUUGAAACACGCUAUGAAUGGCCAACAGAAGAUGAUCAACAAGAAGAUGAUAAAAAAGAAAAACCGAUGAAACUUAAAUAUCAAAGUGAUUUAAAUUAUAAUGAUGUUUUAUAUAUAAAUGAUUCAUUGGGUUUACAUCGUGUUGAAAAUCCAUCGCAUACUGAUAAAUGUGUUACACUUCAUCUCUAUAUACCACCCUAUCAUCAGUGUCAUACAUUUGAUGAACGAACAGGUAAACAAGGUCAAGUAGUUGUUACAUUUUACAGUAAAUAUGGACAAAUAUUGGAAAAAGAAACACCAGCAUUGUAA
Didymodactylos carnosus is the source of this 693-nucleotide messenger RNA. The record is from the annotation of a GenBank genome assembly. NCBI's taxonomy places the organism in Eukaryota, Metazoa, Rotifera, Eurotatoria, Philodinida, Philodinidae.